Messenger RNA from Eriocheir sinensis (Chinese mitten crab), 1464 nucleotides. RefSeq lists its product as uncharacterized. Lineage: Eukaryota; Metazoa; Arthropoda; Malacostraca; Decapoda; Varunidae. Gene Ontology annotation, molecular function: RNA binding. The transcript is spliced from 2 exons. The record is from RefSeq and is a predicted model, not a curated record. Gene Ontology annotation, cellular component: nucleoplasm. Bases 495 to 1385 code for a protein of 296 amino acids.
UUUUGGACAAUAAGAGAAAAAAGAAUGAAAGAAAAAGAGGAAAAAAAAUAGAAACAGAAAAAACAUAUCAGGGAGUGCCGUUACAAAGGCGAAACUCCCAACCGACUACUACUACUGCAGCCGAGUCCGAAAUAAACAAAACAAGUUGACUACAAGAGUGAGACCAACUUUUGAAGACCUGCUGGGCAGUUACUCCUUCAUCCCCAACACUACUUUCCAAGCCCUGAAGUACACACCCUUCCUACAGAAAUCCAGUCAACUUGACAAGAUCUAGUCUAUAUCCUGGAGGCACAUCAUCACCCCACCAAUAGUCACAAGCAACUUACACUGUUAGGGCUUUAAAGCCUAUGGUCCCAUGGCAUAACCAGUAGCCUAAAACACUAAAGAAGCACCAAAAACACUGACGGGCUACUUGAAUACCAUUCAUUAAUCACAAUCAAGAGGACUUUCACUGGAUAUCAAAUAUCUAGUGUGUCUGCAGUAAGGCAGCAAACAUGACGCUUGCUACAGCAGCUACUGUCCCUAAGCUGCCACACCACGAACAGCUAGAGUUCUGCAUGACCCGAGCCAGGUACCGACAAGGACGCAAGCUGACUGCUGUCCGCGUUUACACAGUUAAUGAUGAGUCCAAUUACCUCAUUGUCAAUGGCGUCCCAGCUAUAAAGAUAAGUAAUGAACUAGAGACGUUGUGCCAUCGAUAUGGCGAAAUAGAAUUUCUCCAAUUGCUACCCGACUACCCUCAUGAAGAUUAUGUGGAAGUUUAUUUGGUAAAAUUCAGAUUUCUGAAAAAUGCUAGAUUUGCCAAGAAACAACUGGAUGGAAAGUCAUUUUAUGGACAUGUGUUACAUGUGUGCUAUGCCCCAGAGCUGGAAACUGUGGAUGAGACCAGGGAGAAGUUGCAGGACAGACGGAAGACCAUAGCAGCUCUCACCAGAUACCGUCAAGACACUGGUGAAUUGAACCUUAUUAGAAAGCCAAGAGUGAUGCCUCCUACAGCUGCUCGAUACAUUAACCAAUUGAGACCUGACCUGAGGGAGGAAACUUUAGACAGGCUACAUUACCGAGUGGACGAACCUGCGACAAGCAAUACUGAAUUGGGUCAAGAGGUGCAGAGAUUUGGUAAUCGAGAGUCAUGGACUUUAUCGGACUCCAGUGAAGCAUGUGCUAGAAUACCAAAUGAGGAUGAAGGGGCAGCUGCUUCACCUGUCAUACCAAAAGAGAAUUCAGGUCCCUAUAAGGCCUUGGGGGAUACUGCUAAACCCAAAGAGGAAUGUCAUAGUAAGAAUUUAAGAGAAAAAAAGAGAUCAAGUGAAUUCUACACUAUAUCAACAAAAAAAAUCAAACUCUUUGGAAAGAAAACCUUGCUCUCCUUUAAGCAAGACUAAUAUGUAACUAUAAUUUCUCAGCAUUAUGUAAGGCUUUAUAUUUUUAAAUUGUAUAAAUAAAUUAAAAUCAUUUAGGUUC